UGCGGAAGGACGCGAUUUUUGAGCUUGCGGGUGAUAUAGGACGAAAAGUGCGUCUUAACUGAGUCCUUUGAGAACUUUUGCCUGUUUUUGGUGCCACGAGGGACGGACUGACGAGACCAGCGGGACAUUUUGGACGCAACGCAAACGGGACAGCGAGAAAGAAAAUCUCCAAAGAAAGGCCUGCCAUGAGUCUCAAAUUUCAACCCAGCGAGUGGUCAAAAAGUGCUGCUCAUCUAUCAGAUCAUGCUGAGGGAAAAGCAAGCAGGACUCCCGCGCUCUGACCACUUCCUGUCGACAGACACAAAAUAAGAUGGUUGGUUUGAGCCUGAAGAGGUUUUUGCUGCUGGCCGUGAGCUGCGUCUUGGGCAGCGACGCGUUAUUCUUCCGCGAGUUUUCUUCCACCCUGACGCAGUACGAGCGCCUCCUGCGCAACCCCGAGGGCCUGGCCUACGACGUGCCGACGAGUUCGUUGAGCGCCGAGUACGACUUCAUCGUGGUGGGCGCCGGGUCGGCGGGCAGCGUCGUCGCCAACAGACUGACCGAGGUGCCCAACUGGCAGGUGCUGCUGCUGGAGGCGGGCAAGGACGAGGUCCUGCUCUCGGACAUGCCCGUCUUCUCCGCCCACUUCCAGCUCACCGACUUCAACUGGGGCUACCGGACGCAGCCGCAGGACGGCGCGUGUCUCGGCUUCGUGGACCGGCGGUGCGCGUGGCCCCGGGGCAAGGGCAUGGGCGGCAGCUCCAUUUUGAACUACAUGAUCUACACCCGCGGCCACCCCAGGGACUACGACGGCUGGGAGCAAAUGGGCAACCCGGGCUGGGGCUGGAAGGACGUCCUCAAGUACUUCCUCAAGUCGGAAAACGCCAAAGACGACUUGGCCAAGUCGCCUUUCCACUCCACCGGUGGCUACAUGGACGUCGAGCGCCUCAGAUUUCGGACGCCCGUCGUGGACGCGUUCAUCAAAGGCUCGAAGGAAAUGGGCUACGAGCAAAUCGACUACAACUCUGGCAACCUGAACGGAUUCUCCAGGCUGCAGGUGAACCAACGCAAAGGUCGGCGGUGCAGCGCCAGCAAGGCGUUCAUCCGGCCCAUCCGCCACAGGCCGAACCUGCACGUGGCCAAAGAGGCGCAGGUCACGCGCGUCCUGAUCAACCCCGAGACGAAGCGAGCCUUCGGGGUCGAGUUCUUCCGGCACAACCGCUGGCACGCGGUCAGGGCACGCAAGGAGGUCAUCCUGUCGGCCGGGGCCAUCGACACGCCCAAGCUGCUCAUGCUCUCCGGGGUGGGCCCCGAAGGGCACCUGCGGGACCUCAACCUGCCGGUGGUGCGCGACUCGCCAGGGGUGGGGCAGAACCUGCAGGACCACGUGACCACGAGCGCCGUCCUCUUCACCAUCAACGACACCGUCCUGCUCAAGGAGGACCGUCUGGCCCGGCUGGAACCUUUCGCCCAGUGGCUGACCCAGGGCCGAGGCCCCAUCACCAUCGCGGGCGGGGUCGAAGGCCUCGGCUACAUCAGGACGCCGGUUGCCAAGACUGAGGAGGACUACCCUGACAUCGAACUCAUGUUCAUCGCCGGUUCCCUGAACACGGACCCAGGCACGGUGGUUCGGAGGAGCAUGGGUGUGAGCGACGAGAUUUUCGACACGGUUUUCAAGCCCAUCGUGCCCGUGGACACGUGGAGCUUGUGGCCGAUGCAGCUGCGGCCCAACAGCCGCGGCUGGGUCAAGCUGAAGAGCAAAAACCCGCUGGCGUGGCCGAUCAUGUCCGGCAACUACUUUGCAGACCCGCACGACCUGGACAUCAUCGUCGAGGGCAUCAAGUUCGCCGUCCAGUUGAGCCGGACGGCCGCCCUGCAGAGGUUCAACAGCACCCUGCACGACAUCCCCCUGCCAGGGUGCGUCGAGUUCGAGUUCAACUCGGACGAGUACUGGAGGUGCGCGGUGCGCCACCUGACCACGACCGUGUACCACCAGUGCGGCACCGCCAAAAUGGGGCCGGACACUGACCCAGAGGCGGUCGUCGACCCUCAACUCAGGGUGCACGGAAUCAAGGGGCUCAGGGUGGUGGACGCGUCAAUCAUUCCGCGCAUUCCGGCGGCGCACACCAACGCCGUCUGCUUCAUGAUUGCCGAGAAGGCCAGCGACUUAAUCAAAAGUGCUUACAGAAAAUAGUAUUUUUUUAUAAUCAAAAUUUGCUUUAACAAAGUCCAUAAAAAAAUUUAAUGUUGUAUUUAUUUAUAUUAAAAUAUAGCAAUUUUAAUUUCUCCAAGUUUGACUAGAAAAACUUGCAAUAGCUAUAAAAUAUGUAUUAAUUUUUUUUUUAAAUACCGCAAACAUAAAUUAAAGACAAAUGAUGACAGAACCUUUGGUUAGAAACGCGAAAGUGACUCAAGAAAAGUGAACAAAGAAAUCAGAAAUUUAACCUUUAAAAAGGCUGAAGAGCAAUUUUUAAAGUUGAAGACUCAGGAAUUUAAGGCCUGCUUAUUGACAUCUACAACUCCUGUUUGCGGCAAAUCGGCCCGAAAUUUUUGGACCCAGAUUUUUUUAUAGAUUCCUACCUAUCAGUAGAGUUGAUUGCACAAAGAAAAAUGGGGGGUAGCGCCGAUUAUUCUUGAAAUAUGAUUUUUUGAAUUUUUACAUUGCGUCUUAUGGAAAUUUUUGUUUUUGGUGAUUAAAAAAAAACUGCCCGAAAUUUUUUGCUCAAAAUUUCACAAAAUGAUAAGCAAAUGACCCUUAACAGAUUAGCAGAAAAAAAUUUGAGGGUUCAUGGGGCAAAAAAAUAACAUUGGGCAUAUGUGCGAUCAAAAAAAACCUCCUUGGUACUCUUAGCAUUGCAAUAAGGAGUCCUUAAUGCGAUAAACAGUGCGUUCAAUUUCUGUUACAAAAUGAACAUGAUUAAAAUAUAAUUCAUGGAAUUGUAUUGAAGGAGUUCCUUUUGCCGAUUAAUAAAUCAUUUUCUUCAUAA
Molecule: messenger RNA, 2966 nt
Organism: Neocloeon triangulifer
Lineage: Eukaryota; Metazoa; Arthropoda; Insecta; Ephemeroptera; Baetidae
Product: glucose dehydrogenase [FAD, quinone]-like
Exons: 6
Coding region: 311-2173 (620 amino acids)
Molecular function (GO): oxidoreductase activity, acting on CH-OH group of donors; flavin adenine dinucleotide binding
Source: RefSeq, a predicted model, not a curated record